AUCCUGCACUUCCGGAAAGAUCACGAGAAUGAGAAAGUGUAAACAAAUAACGUUUUUUAAAGAUAGUCAACUAAUGUAAUGGGAAAUGGCUGAAGAUCUUCCUUCCACGUCUGAUGAUAUUCCAAAUGGAAAUACAGGGAAACCACUGAGUGAUUUAGACUCACCAACAACUCCCGAUUCUGGUUGUAAUUAUGACUCAGGAUUAGAAAAGUCAGAAAUUAAGUCAGAUUCCUUAGGUUCUUCUUCAUCAUUAUCCAGCAGUGGCGACGUUGGACAUGAAUCUACUAAUGGACAUAAAAGUACACACGACCCUAGAAUGAAACCUCCACAAACCAGCACACCAGUUUGUGUCAGUACACAGAAAGGAAAUGUCAGAUUUGAUAUUGACAGUCGCCAUGAUUCUGUGGCAAGUUUUGUUUCUGAUUUCAGUAAUGACACAUCUUAUUCUAUAGACUCGAGAGAUGCUCUUCAUCCGGCUGAAGUUCGUGUUCCCAUUGUUGGAUAUGAGAUAAUGACAGAAAGAGCUAAAUUUACUGUGUUCAAAAUAAAAGUACAGCGAACAGAAGGUGACAGUUGGUUUGUGUUUAGGAGAUAUACAGACUUUGUCAGACUCAAUGAAAGGGUGAAGAAGAGAUUUCCAGGAUUAAGUCUUGCCCUACCACCCAAACGAUGGUUUAAGGAUAACUAUGACAAGAACUUUCUAGAAGACAGGCUGUUAGGUUUACAAGCCUUUGUAGAUAAUUGUACUUCACACAAUGAUAUAUGUAACAGUAAGCCUGUGAGAGAGUUCUUCUGUUUUAAUGAUCCCCCAGGGCCACACGACAGCAUAGAAGAGAGCAGGGUAUAUUGUGAAUCACUAGAGGAUUCAGUCAGUACCUUCAGAACCAUUAUGGAUGCUAAAGACCGAGAAAUAGAACUUCUUAAAGAACAAUUAGAUCUCUACAAAGGGCAGGUAGAGGAACUCUCCAAAACUCUCAGUACCCAGACUUUACAUGAAAGUAAGAUCAACAAACAAAAGUUAAAGGAAUAUUCACCCAGCUGAUCAGAGAAAUCCUUAUAACGAUCUCUAUUUACUGUCUACAUUCCAAAAGUAGAAACCACAUAUCAUGCUGCUCAUUUUGUUGAUUUCUUCUAUUACUUGUAUGUUAAAUCACUUAAGGGUUAAUAAUCCUGAACAUGCAUGAACUAUUUGCCACUGGACACUAAGCAAACAAUCAAUUAAUCAUUAGGGUUGACAUCUUCAAGAUAAUUUUUUAGCCCGGCUCCUUACAUUUCGCAAACAUACCGUAGUUAAAUCAUUUUUGUUUUUUUUAUGUUUUUUUUUUCAUUCCAAGUUAAAGUGAUUGAGUAUAAAAAAAUUAUCUAUGUAAGAAAAAAAUGCUGUAGUUUUGCAAGCACAAAAUGUCCAGUAGUGUUAGAAAUUAUUGUAUGUAAGUCUACAUAUUUGACAUCAAAAGACUACAUCUGAAAUUAUUUUACUCUUUUCUUCAAUGUUAAUGUUAGAUAUUGUUCCAUCAAUGAUAUUUAAUUCUUUUUUUCUCACCAUUAUUAUUUUCAAGAAUUAAGAAUAAACUAAGAAGCUGGACUGGUUCCUAAAAUUGUGUGGCAUUAAGGGAACAUUACUACUUUAUUUUUUUAUCCUUAUGUCAAGGACUUUGAGACUGCUCAACAUAAUUUAUGAGGACUGAAGUUUAUGUUUUUGCAUAUGGUCCAUUGAUGAUUUUUCGUACAAAGUAUUCUUUUAUUUUUCUGUGCCUUCAUUUUAAAUUUUCAGAAGGUUGUGAAAUAAAUAUUGACAUAUAUGCAUUAAUCAUGGGCAGUUGUAGUACUGCAGUUAUUAAAAAAGAAAUGGCAUGCAAUAAUUAAUUAUGAAUAAAGACUGUUUCAUUAAAGCAUACAUGGGAACCAGGAAUUAUUAUAUUAGAAUUUUUAGGAAUAGACAAAAAUAUGAUAUUUAUUAUUUUGAGUUCAGGGAAAGCUUCAUACAGAUGUGUAUAAGAUAUCUGUUCAUACUAUUAAGAUCAGUCUUCAAGCUUAACCACAAGUAUGACAGCCAGGGCUUGUAAAAUUGCUUUCAAGCUUGUGAAAUCCUUCUUUACAAGCCAACAGAAGAAAACUAAAAGUUUUGUAAAAUUGAGCUUAAGGCUUGUAGUUUCAAAAGUUUAUCCUAAAGAAUGAGGGAUACUUUCUCAGUCACAUUACUUACAUAAAUAAAAACCUGAAGUAAUCUCUGAAUUUACAGUUACCACCCAUAGAAGCAAUUUUUAAAACUUACUAACAUUUUGAACUUGUACACCACCAUAUUUCACACCUACCCACAACCACAAAUUCAAUUGCCUCUCUGGCUCUUGCAUAUACAUAUGUUUUCAUGGAACAGCUCUUUAAAAGUGUGGUUUAAAAAAGGGAUUCAAUUGAAUUUUUCUAGUCAAAUUGAGUGUUCAGCAUAAUAAAGUCCCUAUAUAUAUAUUAUUCUUAUAACCAUUUUUUAGAUAAGGUCAAUUUGUUUUAUUAUCAUUCAUAUUGAUUUAAGUAAAUGGUAAUCUGUACAAAAAAUUUAUUUCAUAGUCGAGUAUUUUUUCAGCAUUUGUUUUAGAAACUGUUGAUAGUGAUUUUUUCUGAAAAUGUCUGUAAAGCCUACAAAAUCGUCAUAUUCAUAUUUUUUAUAAAUUCCACAACAGUGUAGUUUGUGCUUAUUUAUAGGACAGGGUUUUGCUUUGUAUUAUUUUAUUUUAUUUUUUAUUUUAUUAUUAAUUCAUUGUAUUGUUCAGCAUUUUCUAAUUUAUUUUUUAUAUUUUGUGUAAUGUUAUAAUUAUGAUUAACAAUGCUUGCCAAAUUGUUACGCUUUUGCUCAUUCCACUGUUUGAUUAGUGUAUUUUUUUGUGAUUUCUUUGUUACUUUUAGACUGUUAAUUUUAGAUUGAGCUUAUAAUGUUUGUUAGUAAUUGUAGAUAGGAAGAACAAUUAUGUAUUCUUUACAACGAAACCUGUCUUUAAUGUCUAAAUUGAAACCUGUACUAACUGGGAAUAUCUAAUAGUAAAAAUGAAGACCUAAGAUUUCCAAGUGUCAGUGAUUGUUAGUUUUGUUUUAAUUUGUUUGGCAAGUGGUGUUAAAAGGAAUCCUGAUUUACUCAUUUUCAUAAAGCUCACUCCCCUUCAUAAAGUCCUUGAAAAUAAGUUUUUAACUUUAAAGACCAAUUCCUGUGUUUGUAAUUAAAAUACAUAACUAUGUUGGAAUGAUAAUUGACAUCAAAUUCACAUUUUCAGUUUGUGAAUGUAAUUUGACCGUAAUGUCAAGAGAAAUGUUACGGUUUACAGUUCAAGGGAGCCAAUCAAACUGUUCCUUGAAUUUGCAGAUUUUACUAAGAACAUACAAAAAAUAAUAUGAAAGUUUUUUUUAGAAAUGAUAGCAUUGCUUACCAAGCUAAACAUAUUUACUUGUGCUAAAUUAUUCAUUGAAACAUGAAAAAAAGUUUCUUUAAGUUAUAUUUAUAACUGGAAAAUGGCAUAUUUUGAACUUUUGAUACAUAUUGCUAAGGAUAUUUUUACAGGCUUUAAAAAAAUGUUUUAAAUGGCAUUAUAUGUUUAAUGAUAUGUACCGUUACAUACAAAAAAUAUUCAUCAUUAAUGACUGACUUAUAAACACAUCAAAGAGAAUUCAUUUCUCAUUGUAUUGCAUGAUCCUGUACGGGGUUAUGUCCCUUUUCCUGUCCUGCUUGAUAUUUGUUCAUCAUGUUUGUACUAUGUUUUGUACAGAUAUACAUAAUACUGGUAACAGAUUUAAAUAAUACAGUCACAUACUUUAUUUUUGUUGAAUCUAACUUUUGUGAAAUAACAAAAUGUUGCCUUUUUCAAAGAUACUUUUUUACUGAUUUUGUCAGUCCAUACAGACAACUGAUAUCUUGUUAUAUGUUGAUAACUUAAUACAGUAUUUUUGUUUGCCUCUGCCAAUGAAAAGUAGAAUCUGCAGAAUAAAAACAAAUCUUCAGAAUGAACACUACUGAAACUGUAGUUUAUUAGUGUGUAAAACUGACUAUAAAUGCUAUUUUUGUAUAUACCGUAAUAGACACAACAAGUAAUAUGUGCCAUACACCUAAUGCUUGUCACAGAUGAGGGAGGAUAGGACCAUUAUCCGGACUCUGGGAUCGGGUGUUUUUAAGCUCGGUAUUUAGGGAUUGACACUUUCGUGAUCCUGGAAUUCUUUUUUUCGAAUUUCGGGACCUCAGGAUUUUGUGUUUUUAAGUCCGGGAUUUAGGGAUCUGGUGUUUUUUAAGCCCGGGAUUUUGGGAUCAGAACCCCUCCUACCCCCUCUCACAGAUACUGGUGUUGUAUCACUACAAUUUUUAUGUUUUUUAUGAUAAAUCCAAUGUAGAAACACUGUCUCUUAUUUGGUAGAAGAGUUAAGAAAAUUUCACCAUAAGAAUGAUAGCUUUAUUCUUUUUAACAUGUCCCUAUUAUUUUAUUAUACUCAGAAUAUUCCUAGUCAGUAAAAUGAUUAACUUUAUUCAACAAAAUUUUUCGUAAAAACAUAGAACUCAAAUAAUCUGUUAAAGAACUAAAUAUUUCAAAUUCUUAUUUUUCUAUUAGAAUUUUUAUAUACUUAAACUUUUAUUUCUGCAAAUAUAUUUCCAAUGAAAAAUCUAGAGGUAUCAAUCUCCUGCCAAAAGUUGAAGAUACAUGCUUUAUUUGAUUUAUUUAAUUUUAUAUUUGUACAUUUAAGGACUAAGAUCUCAUUUGACAUUUUCUCUGUUUUUAAUGUGUUCACAUUUACAAAGUCUAUCAGAAGAAUAUGUAAUGUAAUGUUAGAAAUUAAAAUUUGUGUUUAAUAAAUCAUUUUUGUAUAUAGAUAAUUAAUAUUUUCAAACGAUUAUAGUUAUUCUGUAUGCAAAAUUGAAAAAUAUUUUAUAAUAUCUGUUGAUAAAGGAAAAUUGGUUGUAGAAAUGGCAUUAUUCUGUUUAAGUUGUUAUCUUCUUUCUGAUAAACUUUUGUUAUAUAUGAAUUGAUCAACAUCUCAAAUUUAUAAGAUACAAAACAAUCUUCAAUAUUAAUUGAACAAAAGAUUUCAAACUGUAAUUUCAGAAAUUAGUCUUUAUUCAUGUCUACCAAAAAAAUUUGCUUGAAAACUGAAAAUGCAUUUUGUUAUGUAAAAGGCUGCUUGCAUUUUUGUCUCAUAGAUGCUUGUGAAUAGAUACAUGUGUAGAAAUUGUAAAGAUUUUGUAAUUUGGACACAAAAUAUUCUUUAUCCCAGAAUUACACAAAGUUACUGUAAACAUGGCUUUUUUUUAACAUAUGAAUUACACAUAAAUUAGAUAUGUGUAUUUUUGAUUGUGUAAAAAAAGUUACAAUGAACCUAAUAGUUAUUUGUUGCUUAUAAGUUAAUUUAUUGAUUAUGAUAUGCGAUAGUGAUACACGUGUGCAAUAAAAUGAUACAUAUAAA
Mytilus trossulus (common blue mussel) is the source of this 5433-nucleotide messenger RNA. Its product is annotated as sorting nexin-16-like. The transcript is spliced from 7 exons. Gene Ontology annotation, cellular component: extrinsic component of endosome membrane; early endosome; late endosome. Lineage: Eukaryota; Metazoa; Mollusca; Bivalvia; Mytilida; Mytilidae. The coding region runs from base 86 to 1042 and encodes 318 amino acids. The record is from RefSeq and is a predicted model, not a curated record. Gene Ontology annotation, molecular function: phosphatidylinositol binding. Gene Ontology annotation, biological process: protein targeting to lysosome; early endosome to late endosome transport; endosome to lysosome transport.